Larimichthys crocea (large yellow croaker) is the source of this 3246-nucleotide messenger RNA. Its product is annotated as N-acyl-aromatic-L-amino acid amidohydrolase (carboxylate-forming) B. Gene Ontology annotation, cellular component: cytosol. The coding region runs from base 1548 to 2558 and encodes 336 amino acids. The record is from RefSeq and is a predicted model, not a curated record. Gene Ontology annotation, molecular function: aminoacylase activity; hydrolase activity, acting on ester bonds. Lineage: Eukaryota; Metazoa; Chordata; Actinopteri; Sciaenidae. The transcript has 8 exons.
GCUGUCAAUAAAAUAAUAAUAAUAAUAAAAAAUUAAAAACAAACUUCUCAUUAGUUUGUGUGUUUCCACUUGAAGUUCAUGUGUCUUUUCUAACAGCAAAACACAAGUGAAGUGCAACAAGCACCUAGCAGCCAGCUAAUAAGUCCAGCCAAGUUCUUACCAAUGACUAAAAAAGUCAGUCCCUGAUUUAUACUCUUGUUUUGCAGCCUCUGGCUCAUUCACUCUCUCCUCAGCGUCCUCUGUCAACAUCCCCUUCGGUCUUUUCUCCUCUGGUUGCAUUGCCCACUUGCCCAGCUCCGGUUAUGGCAUGACACCAGCAACAUCCCUCUUAGCAUUCCCCCCUGAAAACCUCUUCUUCCCAGAGGUACAAAAAAAAAACGCCUGUGGUACGAACACCGAACAACUCCCGCUGAUGCUCUGAGCUCACAGCCCAGCUAACAAACUGCUAACAGCAGCUACACUUUACUGGAAACUAAAUUUUUGUCUUGUCCAGGUUUAUCAAUGCACGCUGAACUAAUUACAUUCUCAUUAUCCUUAGCUGUACUUAGUUAUGUCAUCUUUUAUUAAAAAUAUUUAUACUGUGGGGCACCCCGGUAGCUCACCUGUGCCCCACAUACCAGGGCUAAAAGUCUUUCCACAGCCACUGUAGUUCGAUUACAACCUACAAAUACUGUAGUAAAAAACAAAACAGUUAUACAUCAUAGCAGACUAAAAUGUCAAAUGUUUACUUCCAAUGUAAGAAAUAAAACAUACUAAAUAUUAAAGUUAAAAGGUCUUUUAACAGUUAAGAUAAUGAAGUUCGAAAUUCAACCUUUUUUCUUGUUAAAGAUUAAAUGUUCUCUUCCAAUCAGCAGCUGGUUCACUUGUCUCUGUCUCUGCGAGAAGAGCUUUUGCAUUCACUCUACACACCACAGGCGCCUCUCCUGCUGUGUCAUGCCAGCAGAUCUAUUUUCAGCCAAUUUUCUGAAAGGCAGACUGGAACCUACCAUCCUAUACAUGAGGCAGAGAGAGAGGGACAUGGGGUAGUUUUGGGGGGUAAAGUUGGGGAGGGGCUUCCAGUUUGGUGGACCUCACAGCUGUUUGGAUAAAAAGGAAGCAACCAAUACACCAACGUCACACUCAGGACACACCCUGCCUAUGAUACAGUGAAGUACAGUGCGGCGCAGUGGUGGCAAGAGGGUGGUAGGGAGACGGUGGGAGUUUGCAUAACAGGCAGCUGCAGCCUGUGGAGAGAGGGAGGGAUGGGAAUGCUGAAUCAGUAAAACUGCAUGAAAGCCCGGGAGAGGGUUGAAGAGGGUAAACGACGGGGGGAGAGGGAAGAGAAAUGUGCCGGCUUGGGUAAGAUGUGCGGUAUGAUGUUUCAUUAUUCAUUUCACCUCUUAUCUGUGAAGGCGGAGCUAACAGUUCACCCCGUUUUACCUCGAGCUCUCCUCAGUUAAGAGACUUUAAAAAAGACUUUAAAUCUCAGUGCUGCUUUCAGAGUACAGAACAUACAAAGCCGGAACUGCCCCCUUUACAGUUUUCAGCAAGCCAGAAAAACCAGUGAGAUGGAGGUAGACAAAGUGGUGCAUUUGCCAAGGUUGUCCCGGGUCGCUGUGUGCGGUGGUACCCAUGGCAAUGAGCUGUCUGGAGUGUACUUGGUGAAAGAGCUGCUCAAAGCAAAGAACGUUAUGAAGGAGGAUAAUGAUGAUGAGGAAAGGCCUGCGUCUGUGCUCAUGGUGUUGUCGAACCCGUGGGCCAUGCAGCAGUGCCGCAGAUACGUCAACACCGACCUGAACCGCUGCUUCACCCAUGCCGCCCUCAGUGGUCCAGUAUCAAAAAAAGACCCCUACGAGAUGAUUCGAUCAAAAGAACUGAACGCCUUGCUGGGUCCUAAAGGAAGUCCUGAGGCGGUGGAUCUUGUUUGUGACCUCCACAACACCACAUCCAACAUGGGCCUGUGCCUCAUCGCCUACUCUGACUGCGACUGGAUCUGCCUGCACAUAUUCAGAUACCUGCAGAGGCAGAUGCCAGAUAUACCAAUGAGAUACAUCCAUCUCGAUGUCUCCAGUAAAGAGUCAUAUUCCCUUGAUUCAGUUGGAAAACAUGGAUUUGCCAUGGAGAUCGGCCCCCAACCCCAUGGUGUGGUGAGGUCAAACAUCUAUACCACAAUGAAACACAGCGUGCAGCAUGUGCUCGAUUGGGUCCGUUUCUACAACUCAGGCACUGUUUUUGAAGGAGGAUUUGUGGACGUGUACACCACGGUUAAAAACAUGGACUACCCAAGAGACAGCGAGACUGGCAACAUCACAGCAGCUAUCCACCCUCAACUCCAGGACCGAGACUUCUGCCCGCUCCACCCCGAAGACCCGCUUUUCCAGACUUUCUCGGGUGAAACACUGAGGUACAAAGGCAAAGAACCUCUUUAUCCUUUCUUCAUCAAUGAAUGUGCUUAUUACGAGAAGGGCAUCGCCCUCUCGCUCGCGAGAAAAAGACUCGUGGCGCUUCCCCGAAUCCGGGUGCAGGCAGAACAGGAGCAACAAGCUAACGAACAGGGAUUCGCAUCGGAAGAGGAGUGACACGACGAGACUGAUAAACUUUACAAAAAUGUUCCUUUUAUUGAAACGACAGCAGUUGCUUGGAAUAUGCAUGAGUACCCUCGCACACAGUCACACGAUAUUUAUGUGUACAGUUAUUUUAGCUCACAACUGGAGAAUGAACAACAACAUCCAUUGUAGAUUCACAAAAAAACACUCAUACAGUGACAUCUGCCGUUAUAUUUACACUACACUGGAUUCAGGGAUAGAACAAUUUCUUGAAUUAAAAGGCUGAAUAUGCAAAAUACAAUCUGAUUCAUCACACACAGUGCAUGAUCAUUCUUUAAUUUAAUAAACUGUGCGAUUGAUGCUAAUAUAUAUACACACUGGUGGACACAUUGCAUGGGUAAUACUGUAUUUUUUGGGGGACAUCAUCAUCAUCAUCAAAAAAAUAGAAAUUCACUACUGAGCACUACAGCAAUAACAGGAUAUGUUCAACAAUAAUUUAAGUGCAAAGGAAUACUGUAGCUUAUCCCAAUAUGGCCUUUUAAAUUACAUUCAUAAUGCCUCACAGAGAAACACAGUUUCCCUUAAAUCCUGUUGAGUUGAAAUGGUGAUUUAAAAAAAAUAAAAGGAACAAAUAUGAAUAACAUGAAUAAACAACUGAAUCCACAAAACAAAUUUAUAUGAACAUGUGAAGGGCAAAAGACAUUACAUUACAUUGCAUUUA